AGUACAUGGUGCCACUGUUUCAGUAAGGGGCUUCUCUCUCUUCUCUCUAAUACAUUUAUGCUCUUUCCUCAUCAAUGAUUUGUAGCAGAAGACAAGAUGGUUUUAUCAUCCUGGAUGCCCCGGCUUAUUAACCGUUCAUAGACUGUACCCAAGCCCAGGAGGUGCAGCUGUUGUAGAACUACAAAUGUCAGCAUGCAUCUUCCUACAUAUUCCAUCGCUUUGUAAACAGUUACUGUACAACUGUUUUCAAUAAAUUUUGUUGACAGAAUGUUUUCCGCUCGCGGUGGCUAGGGCGCUGGAACGCUACACGUCACUUCCGGCUGUCAGUGGGAACAUGGCGGCGCCCAGGGGACACGCGUUACUUCACCGGGUUUUGGCAGAAUGUCCGGUAACGAAAGCUCGGGCCUGUGAACUGACCCUCCCGCACGGGCCGGUGAAGACCCCGGUGUUUAUGCCGGUGGGAACUCAGGGCACGAUGAAGGGAGUCACUGCGGAUCAGCUGCGGGACCUGGGAUGUGAGAUCUGCCUGGGGAACACCUACCACCUGGGGAUGAGGCCGGGUCCAGAGAUAAUGAAGAAGGUGAACGGUCUACACGGCUUUAUGAACUGGGACCGAAACCUUCUGACAGACAGCGGUGGAUUUCAGAUGGUGUCACUGGUGGAGCUGUCCAAGGUGACGGAAGAAGGAGUGCACUUCACAUCACCGUACGAUGGAAAAGAGAUCCUCCUGACCCCGGAGAAAUCUAUUGAGAUCCAGAAUGCGCUGGGGUCGGACAUCAUGAUGCAGCUGGAUGAUGUAGUGAGCAGCACCAUCUCAGGUCCGCGUGUGGAGGAAGCAAUGUACAGAUCCAUCCGCUGGUUAGAUCGAUGCAUCAGCGCCAAUCAGAACCCGGAGAAACAGAAUCUCUUCGCCAUUAUACAGGGCGGUCUAAACGCCGAGCUACGCAAGAAGUGUUUGGAUGAGAUGACCAAACGCGACGUUCCUGGCUUUGCCAUUGGUGGACUGAGUGGGGGUGAGGAGAAGGACCACUUUUGGAAGAUGGUGACUCUCAGCACUGACUACUUACCCAAGGACAAGCCUCGAUACCUUAUGGGAGUCGGAUAUGCCACAGAUCUGGUGGUUUGUGUCGCUCUCGGCUGUGACAUGUUUGACUGUGUGUUCCCCACCAGGACCGCGAGGUUUGGCUCGGCGUUGGUUCCCUGGGGUUCUCUCCAGAUAAAGAGCAAGCAGUUUGCCAAAGACUUCCAGCCCAUAGACAAGGACUGUAAAUGCCCCACGUGUCAGAGAUACUCCCGCGCUUAUAUCCACGCCCUGUUCAAAAGUGACACCGCGGCCAUGCAUCAUAUAACAAUCCAUAACAUUGCUUACCAGCUGGCUCUGAUGCGCUCGGUGCGGGAUAGCAUUCUGGGCGGACGUUUUCCGCAGUUUGUGCAGGACUUCAUGAGAACCAUGUACAGCACAAAGGACAAGUACCCCCAGUGGGCCGUAGAUGCCUUAAAGACUGUCAGUAUCACCCUAGAGUGACUCCUUGAGCUGCUACGUCCUAGACCAACAUUCCUUCAUCUUCUCACACCCCACAGGAUGUCCUAUCUGGAAAACGGUUUACCAAAGAGUAGUGUCUGCCAGUGAUCUGCGGUGGUGCCAUCACUGGAGAAACCCCUGAUCACGGUCACACGGAGAUAAGAUUCUUCUUGGGACAGCUGGGUUACAAUCAAUAUGGCUCAUGGCAACUGCAGACCUCUGGCUAGUGCAAAACUACAACUCCCAGCAUGCCCGGACAGCCAACGGCUGUCCGGGCAUGCCGGGAGUUGUAGUAUUGCAACAGCUGGAGGUUCACAGUUUGGCGACCACUGGUAUAGACUAUAACCAUAUCUCCUGCGUCCAUCUCUGUUCCAAGACUGGAGGAAAGUUUUUUUUAUUUUUAUUUUUUCUCAUUUUUCUUGUAUUUUUAUCUUUUUAAUGUAUUUCUUCACUAUUUUAAAACAAUGUAUGUUUGUUUGUUUUUUUACCAAUAAAACAGA
Molecule: messenger RNA, 2022 nt
Organism: Hyla sarda
Lineage: Eukaryota; Metazoa; Chordata; Amphibia; Anura; Hylidae
Gene: QTRT1
Product: queuine tRNA-ribosyltransferase catalytic subunit 1
Exons: 11
Coding region: 335-1525 (396 amino acids)
Cellular component (GO): cytosol
Molecular function (GO): tRNA-guanosine(34) queuine transglycosylase activity
Source: RefSeq, a predicted model, not a curated record